AUGAGGGGUUACCAUACAGCAGGGCUUUCUGCAGUUAAGCAUAGGCCGAUUGGAAGUCGCAGGAGUACUGUGGUUGAUGCUGCUGACGUGGCAGGGGAGAGUUCUGAGACGUCUCAAAGUGCCGGUGAUGUUGCUGACGUGGCAAAGGGGGAGGAGCCGGAGGAGCAGAGAGGGUUGAAUGACCCGGGUUCAAAUCCCAGUGGCGGCAUUAAUCUGAUUCUCGGGAUUGAGACGAGUUGUGAUGACACAGGGGCUGCUGUGGUCACAUCCGAUGGGCAAAUUCUAGGUGAAGCCCUGGCGUCACAGGGCAAGGUGCACGCGGAGUGGGGGGGAGUGGUGCCAUCCUUGGCACGUGGAGAGCAUGAAAAGGCAAUAGACCCGGUGGUACAAGCAGCUUUGGAUGAGGCUGGCUUACAGCCGUCGGAUCUCUCCGCAAUAGCGGUCACGAUCGGGCCGGGGCUCAGCCUGUGCUUGAGAGUGGGGGUGAUGAAGGCAAGGAGAAUGGCGGCGCAGUGUAACAUUCCCAUCAUCCCCAUCCACCACAUGGAAGCACACGCGCUGGUGGCCAGGCUGACCCAUUCAGAUGUCACCUUCCCUUUCCUCGCGCUUUUGAUAUCAGGCGGGCACAACCUUCUGUUAUUGUCACAUGGAGUGGGGCAAUACACUCAGCUCGGAACAACUCUAGACGAUGCCAUGGGUGAGGCGUUUGACAAGACAGCGCGCCUGCUGGGUCUGGACUUGUCAGGGCCGGGAGGCGGAGGGGCAGCCGUUGAGGCGCUGGCGAGAGAAGGACACAGAGAGAGAUUUAAGUUCACUGUGCCACUAGCGCGUGUCAAGAGCUGCGACUUCUCCUUUUCAGGACUUAAAGCCAAUGUGGCACGCUGUAUACAGAAGGAGGCACCGGCAGCGCAAACCAUUCCUAUUGCCGAAGCAACUCCGGAGGACCGGCAGUUACGAGCCGACAUUGCUGCCUCUUUCCAGGAGGUGGCAGUGCUGCAUCUGCAAUCCAGAGUGGAGCGAGCAAUUCAGUUGGCGAGAGAAUCAACUCCUGCGAUUGACACACUGGUGAUGGCAGGGGGAGUGGCGUCCAAUCAAGUCGUCCGCACGCGGAUAGCAGCAGUCUGCAAGCAGUCGGGGGUGAGGCUCGUGUGCCCACCUCCCCGUCUCUGCACCGAUAAUGGGGUCAUGGUGGCAUGGGCGGGGUACGAACGCUUCAGACUGGGAAUCAUGGAGCCUCCGCCUGCUGUAGGGGAAUCGGAUGAUGACGCUUAUUCAUCCUCUUUCCUCGUGUCCCACUCUCCCAUCUCAUCCUAA
Molecule: messenger RNA, 1314 nt
Organism: Closterium sp. Yama58-4
Lineage: Eukaryota; Viridiplantae; Streptophyta; Zygnematophyceae; Desmidiales; Closteriaceae
Source: the annotation of a GenBank genome assembly